This is a messenger RNA of Olea europaea var. sylvestris, 1680 nucleotides long. Its product is annotated as E3 ubiquitin-protein ligase RING1-like. Gene Ontology annotation, molecular function: transferase activity. The record is from RefSeq and is a predicted model, not a curated record. The transcript has a single exon. Gene Ontology annotation, biological process: protein ubiquitination. The coding region runs from base 226 to 1398 and encodes 390 amino acids. Lineage: Eukaryota; Viridiplantae; Streptophyta; Magnoliopsida; Lamiales; Oleaceae.
GGUGAACUUCAUGCAUAGAUCUCAAUUCUCAUCCAAUACGCAAGAAAAAAACAAGCAUUAAACAAUAAAUUCCAUCAUUUUCACUCCCACCACUCUGAAAAAUAUCGGGUAUUGGAAGAAAAAUCUCAGCAAGAAUUUCAUAUUCUUUGUUCUUUUACAUACAAGGGAACUAUUCAAUCCAAUCCCAUUUUUUGAUUCUCCUCUCUGUUUCUUGAAAUCUUCUUGAUGGGUUUUCCUCAUAGAAAAUUUUUGUCAGAAGAUAAAGAUAAAGUUCCUACAGCUGAUAAGGGCUAUGAUGAUCAUCAUAAGUGCAAGAACGGAUUUGUUUUGCCAACUCCAUCUCUAGUUCCACCUAGAUCAAACCAUCAAAUGCCCCCCAUUUUGAUUCUUAUGCUUUGUAUUCUUGCGGCUGCUUUUGUGUUUCUCGUCUUUUUCACAGUCCGUAGAUACCGUUGGAAUUUGAGAAAUUCUAGGAGGAGAAAUUCACAAACUGUAGAGAAUGCUAACAAUCGGGAGGAUUUUAUUGAUGAGAAUCAGGGGCCAAUGGUGGAUCAUCCCAUAUGGUAUAUUCGUACCGUUGGGCUUCAACAAUCAGUAAUUGAUUCUAUUGCUGUGUUUAAGUACGAAAAGGGCCAGGGUUUGAUUGAAGGGACAGACUGUUCUGUUUGUCUGAAUGAGUUUCAAGAAGAUGAGAAUCUUUGGCUUUUGCCAAAGUGUAGCCAUGCUUUUCAUGUACCUUGUAUAGAUACUUGGUUAAGAUCACAUCAAAAUUGUCCCGUUUGUCGCGCUCCAAUAGUCAGCAAUACGAAUUCAGCUCCGGUGAGCUCGGUGUUAACAAACUCGAAUGAUUUAGCUCCGAGGGAAGAGGCUCGAAUGGAAAGUGAAGUGGAUCAACGCGCAAUGGAAACAGAUGAAACUAGGGAAAUGAGGGUUGGGAUUGAAAAUGGAUCAUCAACACAAAUUGAAGAUGGAAAAGUGGCUGACUUUUUGCAAAAGAACUCAAUUCGCCUUAAUCUGAGGAACAGUAAGCAACGAGUAGUAAGUGAUUUGGUUGAUAAUCGGAUGAAAUUAGAUGAGGAGUUGCAACCUGUCAGGAGAUCAAUAUCAAUGGAUUUUUCUUCUGCUUCAAUGAUUUAUAAUGCGGUGGUUGACAUUCAGGCGAAAAAAGAUGAAGGGUGUUCAGAUUCUAGACUGGCAAUUGUGGAGAAGCAAAAUUCAGAUAUGAAUGCAAAGACGAGGAGCAAAAAUUCAAGCAUAUACAGGCUAAUAAAGAGUGCUUCGUCUGGGCGUUCCCUGCAGAAAGGGCCUAUUUCAAUGAAGAGGUCAUCUUCUUAUGUUGCCAAGCACUCCCUAGGAAAGUACAGUGCAAGCCAGGAUUCAAUCCAAACUCAACCAUAAGAUCAAGAUCGACGUCAUAUCAUAUAUUAAUUUUCUCUAAUAAUGUCUACUUAUAGCUUGACAGAGGCAUAGAAUUUUGAAAGCAUAAUGAAUGAGCUGAUUAGUCUAUGAGGUUAUGGUUGGUGGCGGCAUGGAAUAUGGAAUUCGAGGUUUUAACAAAAAUGAAAGGAGAAAAGUAUGUGAUUUGGUCAGUGUUAUUCUUGAAAUGUAUUCUUGCACAAUUAUGUGUAAGAUUAUUGUUUUUGUGGAAAUCAAAUCAAAAUAUGGCUUUCUUUUAAAUCA